This is a messenger RNA of Columba livia (rock pigeon), 2675 nucleotides long. It is a transcript of the gene DUS4L, whose product is annotated as dihydrouridine synthase 4 like. The record is from RefSeq and is a predicted model, not a curated record. The coding region runs from base 456 to 1547 and encodes 363 amino acids. Gene Ontology annotation, molecular function: tRNA dihydrouridine synthase activity; flavin adenine dinucleotide binding. Gene Ontology annotation, biological process: tRNA processing. NCBI's taxonomy places the organism in Eukaryota, Metazoa, Chordata, Aves, Columbiformes, Columbidae. The transcript is spliced from 8 exons.
UGGCGGGGCAGCGCGGGCAGCGGCACCCGGAAAGCUCCGGCAAACGAGGGCGAGCGCACGCCGGGGUGGUCGCGCCGCAGCCCCCGCCGUGCGGGGAGAGGCGGAGGGAGCUGGGCCUGUAGCGGGAGGACGGGAGGCAGCGGACCUGGGCUAGGGCAGCGGCGGUUCUCGCCGGACGUGAGGAAAGACUUUCUCCGUGAGGCCCGCGGGCCGGGGCUGGGCAGGGGCUGCCCGGAGCGCCUGGUCCGGACUCAGAGCCGGGACCUGCCUGGCGGCCCGAGCGGUCCGUGCUGAGAGAAAUGAAGCACACCGGCGGUACCGCGGGUGUCACCAGGUACAGCGGGGCGCGUCUGGUGGCAACAGGCGCGUUCUGACACUGUGCAAGGGAGGAACAAACUUUUUAGCAGGGCUUGUUACGACAGGACAGGAGAUGCUGAAAGGAUUGUCAAUUAUACAUGAUUGGCGACAUCGUAGAAACUGAACAAUGCCAAGUAAAGGAUCCCAUGGAUUUGUUUCAUUCUGGGGAAGUUGUAAAAAUAUGUGCCCCUAUGGUCCGCUAUUCAAAGUUGGCUUUCAGAACCUUGGUUAGGAAGUACAGUUGUGAUUUGUGUUACACACCAAUGAUAGUGGCAGCUGAUUUUGUGAGAUCUGCAAAAGCCAGAGACAGCGAAUUCACAACAAACAAAGAAAAAUCUUCAGAAGCACUUGUGGUCUUUUCAGUACCAGAAGUGCACUUGCUUCGUGCACUUGCUUUAUACAUUUGCUGGAUCAUCUCUUUCCAUCAGGGCUCAGAUAUCCCGCUUUCUCUUGACUGCAGCAAUUGUUUAUAUGGUGAUCGUCCAUUGAUUGUUCAGUUUGCUGCUAAAGAAGCACAGGUUUUAUGUGAUGCUGCCCGUAUCGUCUGUCCUUUUGCAGAUGGAAUAGACCUGAACUGUGGCUGUCCUCAAAGAUGGGCAAUGUCAGAAGGUUAUGGUGCCUGCUUAAUAAAUAAACCAGAGCUCAUUCGAGAUAUGGUGAGACAUGUACGGAAUCAGAUUGACAACCCUGGAUUUUCAGUAUCUAUUAAAAUAAGGAUCCAUGAGGACUUAAAAAGAACAGUUGACCUUUGUCAAAAAGCCGAAGCAACUGGAGUUUCAUGGAUUACAGUACAUGGGAGAAGUGUACAAGAAAGACAUCAGCCUGUACAUUAUGAUGCAAUUAAAAUAAUUAAACAAAGCAUGUCCAUACCUGUUGUGGCUAAUGGAGACAUUAAAACUUUAAAAGAUGCUGAAAAUGUUCAUCACUUGACAGGAGCAGAUGGUAUAAUGGUGGCUCGAGGACUCUUAGCAAAUCCGGCGAUGUUUGCAGGAUACGAAGAGACACCUUUGGAGUGCAUCCAGGACUGGGUUGACAUUGCUCUUGAGCAUGGAACUCCUUUUACAUGUUUUCACCACCACUUGAUGUACAUGAUGGAACGCAUAACUUCAAAACAAGAGAAAAAAGUUUUUAAUGCUUUAUCAAGUACCUCAGCAGUACUAGAUUAUCUGAGCGACCAUUAUGGCGUGUGAUAACUGAAAGUAUUUUAGUCCUAUGUAAACUUGUAUUUUGCAAUUGUCAGCACAUUGUUGAAGUUUUAAUUGGGUUCCUACUUAUAAGUCAUACUCAUAUAUUGCAUAUUUUCAACACAGCAUCACAUUCUGAUCAGGAUAAUACUUUAGUAUUUUUAUGUCAGCAUUUUUCACUCCAGAAAAUAUUCCAGAUUGCACAAAUGUUGUGUUCUAUUUAAAAUGCACUACUACAUAGAGGAUUAUUGUAAGAUUCCAGUAAUUUUUUUUCACCAGACAAUUGCUCACAGCAGUGUGUUUGCAAAACUAGGGCCUUUCUUAUGUGAAACCUCCUAAAUUCAGAACAACUACUCAUAAAUAACACCAAGAAUUUGAGACCAAAAUAAUAUGAAGGGAGCAAUUAUAGGCAUUUUUGCCUUAACUGACAUAAGCUGUACCUUUGAGUACAUUUUUCAGGUUUAAAGACUGCGAGGCCUUGAGGCCCAGCAUAGUAUCCUCUUUAAAAUUAAAUGUUUCUUUUGCAGUUUUAAACUUUCUAAACUUGCUUACAACUCAGAAAAAUUCCACACUUCGUAUAGUGAAAGAAGCCUAGAACAGAUAAAUGACAGAAAGAAGGAAAGAGUAAAAUGAAGAGAUAGUUUAAAGUAGGUACAAACAACUGAAUCUAAAUUAAAAGACUUGAAAGUUCAACCUAACUAAAUUCAGUUUUGUUGAUCUACUGCAUAAUAAUUAUAUAAAAGACUAAAUCCCUGUCAUAUACCAAAACAGAACUUUAUAGGUCAAAGAAAAGCUAACAGAUUCUCUCAGUGGGGCUCUCACAGUCCUUUCUGCCUGCUGGCAUGUUGCUUAUCAAAGCAUGACAGCCACUUGGCUUAGAAUCUUUGUAUAGGAGGGAAAUCGUGAAAAUUAGAACAAGAUAAUAACAUUACAGACCAGCUGCAUUUGUUCUGCAAGGGAAAUUUCACAAAUCUGUGCAGUACAAUUAUUUGUAAUCAAAUAGUUUGUUUUCUUUAAAUGUUUACACAUAAAUUCAUACCAGAAAUUGCUUAGUUUUCUGACUCUGAUACUUCUGUGAAUAUACAAGUAAACAGUUCUAAAUUUUCUAAAUAAAUUACUUGGUUUUGUAUGCAA